Anguilla rostrata (American eel) is the source of this 5169-nucleotide messenger RNA. RefSeq names its product chromodomain protein, Y-like (gene cdyl). Gene Ontology annotation, molecular function: transcription corepressor activity. The transcript has 7 exons. The record is from RefSeq and is a predicted model, not a curated record. Bases 425 to 2158 code for a protein of 577 amino acids. NCBI's taxonomy places the organism in Eukaryota, Metazoa, Chordata, Actinopteri, Anguilliformes, Anguillidae. Gene Ontology annotation, cellular component: nucleus.
UAUUCUCCCUCUUAUCUGAGCUCGAUUAAGACUUCCUGUGUUGUAAAGUGGGGGAGCUCGACUGAGCAAACACGCAGUCGGCUUUGCGCAUAAUUACAGUGGCUUUUACGGUAGCUACUAGAGACUGAGUAGUUGAAACGAGAGCUGCGAGUAGACUAACCCAGAGAUUGAGCGAGGAAGAGAGAGAAAGGGGAUCAAGACCAAUAGCCUAGUGAGUGUUCUGAGAGUGAAUGUACGAGAGGGGGGGCGAGUAUACAGCGCAAAAUAGUGACCAAAAGAGUAGGUGAACUAGCGAGAGAGAAAGGAGGAGGAAGGAAAGGCUAACGAUAACUAGCUUGCUAGCUAUUUCGCUGUCUACGACAACUGAAAGGAAAGAGUGUCUCUCCAACAACCGGAUUAAACAUCGGAAAUAUAUCCGUUCGGAAUGGCCACGGAGGAGCUCUACGAGGUGGAAAAAAUUGUGGAUAAGAGGAAAAAUAAGAAGGGGAAGGUCGAGUACUUGGUGCGCUGGAGGGGCUACGGGUUUGAGGACGAUACCUGGGAGCCAGAGACACACCUGGCCAACUGUGUGGAGUUCAUCCACGAGUACAACCGUAUAAACAGUGACCGCCAACGAGACGGCACCUUCCUUCGGGCCCAGCGCAGCGCCCCCAGCUACGGCCACAGCGCCGCUAACAAUGCCCGCAAGCAGAUCUGCAGACCGCAGUCACACGCCCUGCCGAAGGUGCUCAGCCCCGCUGCCAUUGCCACUGGCGCGCCCACCGUAGCAAAGCGGCCACAGCCCUCUCUCAGUGCCAGGGACACGGACACUAAAGCUGACCCUCAGCUGCUCCUCUCUAGCCAAAAGUACCGGCGCGCCAACAACAGCAGCGUCAUCGUCACGGGGCUGGCGGCCACCGCCCAUCCCAUCGGCAGUGGGAGGAGGAGCAUGGACCUGGCCAAGUCCGGGAUUAAAAUCCUAGUGCCCAAGAACCCCAUGAAAAGCCGAACAGAGGUGGAGGAGUCUCCCAGCGAGGCAGCCCACAGCCUGGAGACAGCCGAGCAGGGGCCGGACUCUGAACCCCCCGAGGUGGCCCUGCUGGAAAAGCCCCCGGGGGCCCUGUUGGGGCCUGGGGAUGAGAGGGCGCGCAUGGGGACCCGCCCAAGGACGCAGACCAUCCUUCCACCUAUACAGGUUCCCAUCACCCCAGCUGCUGUGCUCACCCUCAAUGGCAAAGGCACGCCCACAUUCAUAGAAGCCCUGGCGGCCAACGGGACGGCUAACCUGCAAAGCGCAGUGAGCGGCGUUUCCGGGGUGACCGGGAAGCGACGCUUCGAGGAGCGCUCGACCUUCGACAAGCGGCUGCGCUUCAGCGUGCGGCAGACGGAGAGCGCCUACCGCUACCGCGACAUCGUGGUGAAGAAGCAGGACGGCUUCACGCACAUCCUGCUCUCCACCAAGACCUCCGAGAACAACUCCCUCAACCCCGACGUGAUGAAGGAGGUGCAAAGUGCUCUGACCACGGCGGCGUCGGAUGACAGUAAACUGGUUUUGCUGAGUGCGGUGGGCAGCGUCUUCUGCUUCGGCCUGGACUUCAUCUACUUCAUCCGCCGGCUCACCGAUGACAGGAAGAAAGAAAGCGUCAAGAUGGCGGACUCCAUUAGGACGUUUGUGAACACUUUCAUCCAGUUCAAGAAGCCCAUCAUCGUGGCGGUGAACGGGCCAGCGGUGGGCCUGGGGGCCUCCAUCCUGCCGCUGUGCGAUGUGGUCUGGGCCAACGAGAAGGCCUGGUUCCAGACGCCCUACACCACCUUCGGCCAGACGCCCGACGCCUGCUCCUCCCUCACCUUUCCACGCGUCAUGGGCGUGGCCUCUGCCAACGAGAUGCUGCUGAGCGGCCGCAAGCUGACGGCCCAGGAGGCCUGCGCCAAGGGCCUGGUGUCCCAGGUGUUCUGGCCCGGGACGUUCAAUCAGGAGGUGAUGGUGCGCAUUAGGGAGCUAGUCUCUUGUAAUUCAGUUGUUCUGCGGGAGUCUAAGGCCUUGGUCUGCAGCACCAGCAGGGCAGCCCUGGAGCAGGCCAACGAGCGGGAGUGCGAGGUCCUGAAGAGAGUCUGGGGAUCGCCCCAAGGCAUGGACUCCAUCCUCAAGUACCUUCAGAAGAAGAUCGAUGAGUUCUAAUCGUGCAAGGCUGUUCCUUGGCCAGAAGGCAUGGUGACACUCGCACGGAAGCUCAGAGGAAGCUCGGCUGCCCUGGAGGACCGGACCUCACGCAAAACGUGUGAAUUCCUAUAUGAACACAUGCGUCUGUGUGUGCAUGUGGCCAAAGGUUGUGUGAUUGUGGAUCGGGUUUUCGAUUCUGCUGGCCAACUGAUGUUGAGGAACAGAUGUAUUAAGUCCAAGGUAUGGCAACAGGGGUGUACUGUGGAACACAUUUGACUGUCCAACACUGUCCCCCUGUGUUUCUGUCCCACAGCUCCACCUGUUUGUCUCAUGAGCUUUAUUUAAAUGUAAUGAUCUGCUGUGCACCCACAAAACUGGAGGAGGGGGAGGGGUGCGUACCACUGUUUGGAGGGGACAGGCUUUAUGCGGACUAAAGAAGAAAGAAGUGUCUUAGCCAAAUAAGGUUGGACCUCUGUACAUAUGUUAAAUUAAGAUAAACAAGCCUUACUGAUAAUGCUCAUACUGUAUAAACCUGCAGACAAGUAAUAUGUAAAAUUUGUUGGUAAAAUUUACUGGCUGUGGUAGCUGUGAAGGAGGCCCAGCUGCCAGGCUGUCACUAUGGCAGCAGAAGACUAUAAAUUGAGCUCAAACUCUACACUGGCGCGUCCAUUGGAGUCGACUCUGUGAACUUUUCUAGACUUUUUUGUACAUUUUGCUUUCUUCUACACACAUGAAGAUUCUCCUUACAGAAGAACUCCACUCAUCACCUGUGGCAGUAUUAGAGCUCAUCAAGACAAAUUCACCUGGUCAGUUAAACCUGGGAUCAGCUUCUUUUUUUCCCCAACUUUAAUUAUUUGUGGUCUAAUUUUUAUUUGUUAUGGGUCAGCAUUACUGGUCAACAUGCUUAUUUACAAGAGUGAAAACUGCCGAGGUGUGUGUGUGUGUGUCUGUCCGUCUGUCUGUAAGAGAGAUCUAGUACUUUUAGGCUGACUAGCUUAUGCCAAAUAUUUCAUAUUGUUAAGGGAAAUGUGGUUUAGGUUCACUUUAAAAUAUUCUAAUUUAAUAAUUUAAAAGUCUAAAAAAGCCUUCCUUCAAAGAAAAGUGAGAAAAAGGAGAGUAUUCCUUUGCUUUUUGAUGUAAAGAUUGUUUUGUUUGUACUGUUUUUUUGUGAGGGUUGCAAAUGAUUGGGAAAAGUUCAAAGUAAGGUAUUCUGCCUGGGUAUCCCAGUGUGCAAUGUGUAUAUCGGUUUUUGUUUAAACCUGGCUCUUACCAUGUUUCAUCAAAUCCUCAGAAUUUUUCUAAGAAUUUAUCGAGUCCCCCCAUGAGCAAGGUGCACUUUUCCCCAUUUUCAUGGUGGGAAAAGUGCACCUUGCUCACACCUGUUUAAGAGACCUGUGUCUAAGCAACUGUAACCAACGGCUCAGAACCAGCUGACAUGAUGGGCCGUCCUUGCCAAGGAGUAGAACACACUGCCCUACUACACUAAGGUCAAACUGAACAUUUUUUGUUUUUCUUUUAUUGACGACACUAUAUUGUCUAACAUCCUGCAUGAGGAGAGUAGUAAGGCAGACAUGCUUCAUUUAAUGCCAUUUAAACAUAUUUGUUCUCUAAAUAGGUACUUUUUAAAUGUCAAUUUGUCCAAACAUAGUUUAUUUGUAUUGUUGUAUUUAUAACUGAUUUGCUGGAAACUUGUCAGAUUUCGAGGAGGGGAUUGGCCUGAAACCUGGAGUGGUUGAGAUCUGAAGUGAGAAAUGGAACCAGUGGACUAUAGCAGUUAGCACUGUGGUCUUCCUCAUCGGGUGAAUUGCAAUAUGAGAUGUGGGACUAAACUGUCUAUUAAAAAUUAACAGCAGAAAAAGUUAAUGUAUAACCCCUUAUGUUUUUGCACCAGGUCUGAAGUAUUGGGUUCCCUCCUCGUCACACGAAUAAUGACAAACAAAAUGAACUCAGGCAGAGGAGUCCCUGAUAAAUACUCUUAAAACAAGCAAACCCCAAUGUUCUUUGUGGUUCUUUCUGGUGUCACACAUUUUGGUGGUCAACUUAAAUGUAACAUUGAGAAAUGUGAAUUCCAAAGGUGCGAUGAGUCAAGACUCUUAGUCGUAGCCAUGAAGAUGUAUUGUCUCCUCGCUUCAGUCCAUUCAAGCUCACAGUUCCCAUUUAUUUCAGGGAAUCAUAUUGGACAUUUAUGUACUUAAACAUACUACACUGGUGCUCUUCUGGCCUUAAAUGUGACCUAAUGAGGUAUGAAAGAAGUUAGAUAUAAUUGACCACGUUCAAGUGACUCAGAGGCUGCAGUAGAUCGAGGUUAAUAAAGAAAUUAAAUUGACUGUGUCCACUACAGGGAACAGCUGUGUCUAACACACCAGUUCAUGACCACAGCAUCCGAAGCAAGUCUUCACAUGAAACCUAGGAAAGCUUUUAUUACACCAAUCGUUGACCGAUUUACAACAGGUGACGUCAACCGCAGGUGUAGCCACAGAUUGUUAGUUGCAUGGCAGAUGCCUCACAAUUUGGCAGAGGCAGGUGGUCACAUAAUUCAUCAGCACAAGGUUGACACCUUUUCUCCAUACUGUGCACUCAAACUGGAAAAUUAUUUAUGUAAAGAUAACAGCAUUUGUAACAGACUUUGCAGAGGUGUAUUUUUAAUGUUCUUGGAAGAACAAGUUUAACUCUGCCAAAAUGUCCUAUUGAGCCAUUGUUACUAAUGGUAUGCCAAGGGGAUUACAUAAGUUUUGCUCUUGGGAUUGUACCUUAUUUUUGUACAGAAAAAUGUACUGACGCUGACCCCCUCAUAGACAGCCACCAACAGCUGAAUCAUCCCCAUAAGAUGGAUAAGUGUAUAUAUAUACCUGCUUUUAGUCUGAACUCUAGGUACAGUAUUUUUACAUUUGUGGGACCUAUUUCAUGUUGUAGUCUAUGAGCUAUAUAUAAAUAUAUUGUAAAAUCUGUAAAGUUUUUAUAGAUUAAUGAAAUAUAUUCUGCUGUGAAAAAUGGUAAAAAAAUAAAAUGGUUUUGUACAUCAGUAUCAA